UAUAGCCUCGCUCCGUACUCAUUAUAUAUAUAGCUAAACACAUAUAUAUAAUAUAUAUUACUGAUUGAUCGAGAUAUCAUCAUCGUCUGGCGGCAUGAGCAAUCUGAGUUUGGUAGAGGCAAGGUUACCCCCUGGGUUCAGAUUCCAUCCCACAGAUGAAGAGCUGAUAUGUGAUUACUUAUUCAACAAGCAGCAGCAGCAUCUCCUUGUUAAUAAUAAUAAUAAUAAUAAUAAUAAUAAUAAUAAUAAUUCCUCUCAUCGGCAUCUUCUCCUUGAAAUUGAUCUCAACAAGUGUGAGCCAUGGGACCUUCCUGAAACGGCUUGCGUGGGGGGUAAGGAAUGGUACUUUUAUAGCCAACGAGACAAAAAAUAUGCAACAGGACUAAGAACGAACAGGGCGACGGUGUCUGGGUACUGGAAGGCAACCGGAAAAGACAGAUCGAUAUUAAGAAAGAGUAAGGGGGGCGUUGUUGUUGUUGUGGGGAUGAGGAAGACUCUCGUGUUCUACCUUGGAAGAGCUCCUAAAGGAAAGAAAACGGAUUGGGUGAUGCAUGAAUUCAGGCUCCAACCUCCUCCUCCUCCUCAUCAUCAUGUUGACGAUUGGGUGCUUUGUAGAGUGUUUUGCAAAACUAGAGAAAUAGUUGAUGAUGAUGAUUAUUUUGGGGAAAUGCAAACAGUUCGUACGAGUAAGAAGAAGAAGAAGAAGGUGGUGAGACAUGAAUUAGCAUUAAGCAGCUGUUGCUCAUUUCUCCCACAGCUAACAUUAUUUGAUAACGAUAAUUAUAACCAGCAGCUGCAAGUGCCCUGCUUCUCCACCAUUUUGUCUAAUCCCAAAUUUGCAGAUGAUUCCCUCAUAAUUAAUCCCCAUUACCUAUUUACAACAACCACUCCUACAUAUCAUCAACCAAUAAUUAUACCACCAGCAAACCGCCAUUCAUCGUCAUCAUCCUCGUCACAAUAUUGUUGUGAGAACAAAGAGCAGGCUGCCGUUAAAUCUAGCUUUCAUAACUCACUCUGCCAUUUGCAAGAGUCAACCACGACAUCGUUGACUAGUUUUGGUGAAGGCAUUUCUGAUCAAAGUUUUUUGUCUGAUGCAGCUUUACCCGUUACCAUGUGGUACCCUUAGUUAAAAUUGUAGAGUAAUUACUACUCGUAUUAUUGUACAUACAUAUACAUAUACUAAAAUACAUACAUAUAUACAUACAUAUGGAAA
Molecule: messenger RNA, 1213 nt
Organism: Erigeron canadensis
Lineage: Eukaryota; Viridiplantae; Streptophyta; Magnoliopsida; Asterales; Asteraceae
Product: NAC domain-containing protein 21/22-like
Exons: 3
Coding region: 95-1126 (343 amino acids)
Biological process (GO): regulation of DNA-templated transcription
Molecular function (GO): DNA binding
Source: RefSeq, a predicted model, not a curated record